This is a messenger RNA of Stereum hirsutum FP-91666 SS1, 1008 nucleotides long. RefSeq names its product mannose-6-phosphatase. Bases 1 to 1008 code for a protein of 335 amino acids. NCBI's taxonomy places the organism in Eukaryota, Fungi, Basidiomycota, Agaricomycetes, Russulales, Stereaceae. The transcript has 9 exons. The record is from RefSeq and is a predicted model, not a curated record. Gene Ontology annotation, molecular function: 3'-5'-RNA exonuclease activity.
AUGGUUGCGACCCUCGUAACUGCUCAGAAUGUGACUCAGCCCACCAAUAUCCGCUUGGGGACAUGGAACUUACGUUUCGAUUCCAUGCCCGAUAACAUUACCGUCCAAGAAUCCCUCGGUGCACUUCCCGAUCCUUUAGUGCAACCCGCGUUCCUCAAUCUUACGGGCGAACAGCCAUGGAGCACCAGACGGAUCAAGGUCGCCCAGAGGUUGAUUGGCGAAGGUGUCGUAUUGCAAGGUUUUCAGGAAGCGCUGGUCAGGCAGGUGGAUGAUAUGGCGACCUUGCUCGGCGACGAAUGGAACUGGGUGGGUGUCGGCCGUGAUGAUGGAGUGGCCGCUGGUGAAUUCAGUCCCAUCUUUUGGAAAACAUCCGUCUUCGAGCUCCUUUCCAACGAUUCUUUCUGGCUCUCGAACCAACCUUUUGAUGCAGGAUCCAAAUUUCCCGGAGCUGGGUCCGUGCGGAUCUGUACCGCGACGCAUAUGCAAGUGAAAGCUACGGGGAAGGAGUUUGUCUACCUCAAUACGCAUCUGGACGAUCAGUCCGAUGACGAGCGCAUUCUCGGAGCGUCUCUCAUCCUAUGGCGAGCCCGGUUCGAGGCAUCGCAGAACCGCACAGUCCUCGUGACUGGCGACUUCAACAGCCCCGCAAACGACACAGCAGGCCAAACCGACACCGGGGCCUACGAGACCAUCACAGGUGCCAUCCCUCCCGUCGCCAUCAACAGCACCUUCAUGGCCCGUUUCCCCAUCGACAACUCGACCCUCCCGGACUUCAAGAUGCUCGACCUUCGCACCCAGGUCCCUCGGUUCAACGUGUCCGGGAAUUACGCGACGUUCACGGGCUUUAACGCUCCGGAAGACGCGAGCGAGUAUAGUCAUAUUGAUUUUGUAUUUGGAGGGAGUAAUGGAGGGUGGACUGGAUUGGCUCAGAAGGUGGAGACGUCACUCACGGACGAUGGAAUCAUAGCUAGUGAUCACCGUCCCGUCAUCGGAGACAUCAUCCUCUGA